Molecule: messenger RNA, 2298 nt
Organism: Gossypium raimondii (Peruvian cotton)
Lineage: Eukaryota; Viridiplantae; Streptophyta; Magnoliopsida; Malvales; Malvaceae
Product: NAC domain-containing protein 17
Exons: 4
Coding region: 200-2095 (631 amino acids)
Biological process (GO): regulation of DNA-templated transcription
Molecular function (GO): DNA binding
Source: RefSeq, a predicted model, not a curated record
UUUUUUCUUUGACUGCGAUUUUUUCUCUUCUAUUCCUAAAAAAAAAAAAAAAACUUUUCGUAUAAUGUGAGAUUAAAUUUCUUGUUUUGAAGUUUGGGUUUUGAUCAGUUUUUAGCUCUCUUGAUUGGGUAGUUUUCUGUUUUUUCUUUGUGUAGAAAAAAAAACCAAAAAAAGUCUCUUUUUUUUACUAUCAAGAGAGAUGAAGGUGACUGCGACGGCUGUGACGGUUGAUUCCGGUUUUGGGGACGACCAAGUGUGGCCACCGGGGUUUCGGUUUCACCCAACUGAUGAAGAGCUGGUUCUUUAUUAUCUAAAGAGGAAGAUCUGUAAAAAAAGGCUUAAGCUUGAUAUCAUUAGGGAAACUGAUGUUUACAAGAGGGAUCCUGAGGAAUUACCUGGGCAAUCGGUACUGAAGAAUGGGGAUCGACAGUGGUUCUUUUUCUGUCCAAGAGACAGGAAAUACCCUAAUGGAGCAAGGUCAAACAGGGCUACCAUACAUGGGUAUUGGAAGGCAACGGGAAAGGAUCGUUCUAUUACUUGCAAUUCUCGAGUUGUUGGAAUCAAGAAAACUUUAGUUUUCUACAGAGGGCGAGCACCUAAUGGCGAGCGAACUGACUGGGUGAUGCAUGAAUACACCCUUGAUGAAGAGGAACUAAAGAGGUGCCAGAACGUAAAGGAUUAUUAUGCUCUCUAUAAGUUGUAUAAAAAAAGUGGACCUGGCCCUAAAAAUGGUGAGCAGUAUGGAGCUCCAUUUAAAGAAGAAGCGUGGGAUGAUGAGGAAUAUUCUAGUAUCCCUUUAGAUACAAUCACUCCUGUGAAGCCACCUAAUGAGGUCAUUCCUGAUGAUAAUGUAAAAGCUAAUGUUCAAUCUGAGUCUCCAUUGAGUGAUAUUGAGGAGUUUAUGAGACAGUUUGCUGAUGAGCCUGCACUUCCACAGCCGCAAGCUUAUCAUAGCCAUGUAUUGCCUCAGGUUGUCAGUGCAGAAGACACACAAAGUACUUUGCUGGAUCCUUCUCCAAGGGGUGUCCUCUUUCCUGAGCAACUUACAGUUCUCCAUGGUCAAGCAAGCUUUGAAUUUCCAGAGUCGCCUAUUUCUCAAUUGCUGUUGCAGGAGGCACCUGAGGUCACACCUGUCACCGACCACCUUGAUCAGGUACCUCAAUUAUGUGAGGAGGAUUUCUUGGAGAUUGAUGAUCUCCUUGGUCCUGAACCUUUGAUCUCCAAUAUCGAGAAACCUGUGGAGAACAAGCAGUUCAAUGAGUUGGAUGGGCUGAGUGAAUUUGACCUGUACCAUGAUGCAGCCAUGUUUCUACAGGACAUGGGGUCUAUUGAUCAAGGAACAGUUCCAUUCUUGUAUGAUAAUAUGAUAAAUCAGGUAAGUUACCAGUUGGAACCCCAAUCUAAUAUAAGCCUGAUGAAUCAGCAGUAUCUGCCCCAUUCUAAUCUAAACCUGAUUGAUAAGCAGUGGCAAAACCAAGCAAAUGCAAAUAUGAUGGAACAACAUUUGCAGCCUCAACUGAAUGCGUCAGGGGGUAAUAUGUUGAACCAGAUGGUUUAUCAAUCUGGUCCAAAUAUAAACUCAAUGGAUCAGCAAUUGGUGCUUCAUUCAAGUGUGGACCAGGUGGAUUACCAUGGGCAGAAUCAACAGCUGCAAAUGGAUCAGAUUAAUGGUGCACUUUGGACACAUGAUCAAAAUGGUGAUGUUUUCAUUCCAUCAGGAUCAAAUCUUGGGAAUGCUUCUCCAACUUCAGGUUUUGUAAACAAUGGCCCUAAGCAAGACCAAGGUAACAAAAAUGAUGGCAGUGGUGGUGGAAGCUGGUUUUCAUCUUCUUUGUGGUCGUUUGUGGAUUCAAUACCUACGGCUCCUGCUUCUGCAGCUGAGAGUCCAUUGGUAAAUCGGGCAUUGGAGCGUAUGUCUAGCUUUAGUAAAUUGAGAAUACAUGCAAUGAAUACUGCAGUGAAUGGUUCUGCUAGUGCUAGGAGGAGAAGCAGGAAUAGGGGAUUCUUUUUCAUUUCUAUUUUAGGUGCAUUGUGUGCUGUCUUAUGGUUCUUGAUAGGAACAGUUAGGGUCCUAGGGAGAUCUAUCUCCUCCUGAAUAUAUAUAUGUAUAAGUUGGAAGUGAAGUGAAGUGAAAUUAUUGCAUGGACAACAUAUAUGCAUAGUUUUAAUAUCUAACUAAUUUUGAAUGUAAAGGAAGAAAGUGAUAGCUGAUGAAGUAAGGCAAUGAAUGUUGAACCCCUAUUCGUUUUGUAGAGAUCCUUUUUCUUAACUAAAUAUGUAAUCUGUUUAUGUGUCCAA